Messenger RNA from Kalmanozyma brasiliensis GHG001, 2202 nucleotides. RefSeq names its product Amino acid transporter, transmembrane. Gene Ontology annotation, biological process: amino acid transmembrane transport. The transcript has a single exon. The coding region runs from base 1 to 2202 and encodes 733 amino acids. Gene Ontology annotation, cellular component: vacuolar membrane. NCBI's taxonomy places the organism in Eukaryota, Fungi, Basidiomycota, Ustilaginomycetes, Ustilaginales. Gene Ontology annotation, molecular function: amino acid transmembrane transporter activity. The record is from RefSeq and is a predicted model, not a curated record.
AUGCCCUCACGAACCAACAAAGGCAUCCCCGUCCCCCGCGAUGCGGCGCGCGGUCGAUCCGGCGACGGCCAGCAAGCUGCCUGGCGUUCCAGUCUCGAUCUCGUCUGGUCCUAUUCGCGCUCCCAAGCCUUCUACGGCAACAACAUUGCUACCUCCCCCUCGUUCGUCGAGCGCCGAUGGGCGGGACAGGACCUCGAAGAAGCGGAUAGCAUCUACGAGGAUGACGAAGAGUUUACCGAUGAGGAGGACGACUAUGCGAGCACAUCGCAGAGUCGAGCUUCGGAUGCGGGUACCGACACGGCGUCGAUGGCGAGCGAUGCGCGGUUCGGACCCGAGGAGGAGUUUGAGUGGGAGGGCGAGCUGCCGCCGAACGCGGUGCAGAGGACGAGAAGGCGGAGCAAGGCGAGGGAUCGCAGAUUGGAGCAGCUCGAGAGUGCGGAUGAGGACGAGAGGAGUCGGAGUCGGAGUAGGAGCCCCAAGCGGCUGAGCGGCGUGAAGGAUCGCGUUCCCGGCAAGGCGGAUCCGAGUCGACGCUCGCAGCUUUCCACAGCUAGUGAGGUGUUGAGGGACCCGUUCGCGGAUGAUGCCGAGGAGGGCAGCGGGAGCAAGGAUUCCGAAGUGACACCGCUCAUGACGCAGGCCAAUUCGACAAGACGCAAGUCGAGCGGCUACGGUACGAUACGACGCACCUCCGAAUCAGGUGCCCUUUCCACUCGCUCCGGCGACUCGAACUACCCUCCACCUGAUCUGGGCAACAGCACGCUCCUCCAGUCGUGGUUCAACACGGUCAACGCCCUUGUCGGCGUAGGCAUCCUCGCUCUUCCCCUCGCAUUUUCCUAUGCAGGUUGGGUCGGCGGCACACUUCUCUUCCUGGUCUGCGGCCUACUCACCAACUACACAGGCAAAGUUCUCGCCAAGAUCAUGUCCAAGGAGCCCUCUCUCCGCACCUACGCCGAUAUCGGGAGCUACGCAUUCGGCCCGUCUGCGCGCGUGCUCAUCAGCCUCUUCUUCUGCCUCGAGCUGUGGGCGGUCUCGGUCGCGCUUAUCAUCCUCUUUGGCGACUCAAUGAGCGCCAUCUUCCCCAACGUCGCACCGGCAGCAUUCAAGAUGCUUGGCUACGCCGUGGUGCUACCCUCCGUGUUUCUGCCGCUCAAACUCCUUUCGCCCAUCUCGGUCAUCGGCAUCGUAUCCACCUUCACCCUUGUGGUCGUCGUCAUCAGCGAUGGGCUGAUCAAGCACCAUGCGCCAGGAUCGCUCUUCGAGCCGGCACCGACCACGCUCGGCCCACGCUGGUCGCGAUUGCCCCUCAGCUUUGGGCUGAUCAUGUCGGGCUUUUCGUCACAUCCGAUCAUCCCUUCGCUGGUGCGCGACAUGAAGGACCCAUCCAAAUUCCCGAGGAUGCUCAACCUCGCCUACGCCGCCGCCACCGUGCUGUACCUCAGCAUGGGUAUGGUUGGCUACGCCAUGUUCGGUAUGGGCGUUAGCGACGAGAUCACCAAAGACCUGGCCAGGACGCCCGGGUUUCCGAGGGUGCUUAACAGUGUAGCCAUCUGGUUGAUCGUGGUCAAUCCGCUGAGCAAGUUUGCGCUUGCGACGCGACCGAUUCAGACGACGUUUGAGAUUUUGCUCGGGGUGGACGAGCAGAUUGCCUUGCGGGUUCGGUCCAAACGGAGGAGGAGUUCGGCUGCCAUUGCGUCCGGAGUCAAGGCACCGAAUGGAGAGAGCAACGUCGGGACGGAGUCCAACGGGGAUGGUGGGAGUAGCAAGGCUACGGAUCAGGAGAGCGCGACGACGGUCGAAUCGACAACCGCGCAACGAGUCUCGUUCGCCAGUCCAUCCAGCCCCACACCCACCACGCCGAUCGCGGACGACAACCCCCUCGCCAACUCCUCUAUCAGCCUUCGAGCCGCCUCCCGCACCUCCGGGCUCACCCCUCGCACCCGCUCCAUCCUCCGCUUCACCCUCAAGAUCGCCCUCACAUUGCUCAUCGCCCUCACCGCCGUAGUGCUGCCCGGGUUCGAACAGGUCAUGGCCUUCCUGGGCGCCUUUCUGGCGUUUGCGACGUGCGUCUUCGGACCCCUGUUGGCCAAUCUCAGGUUGUUCGGCAAGGAGAUGCGCGCGUGGAGGGUUGGGGUGGAUGUGAUCAUUCUGGGUGUGAGUGGGGUCAUGGCGGUCACAGGGACCAUUUGGGCGUUCUUAUAG